GCCAAGCCACGUCUAAAAUAGAAUGCCUUUAGAACGCUAUUUGUUUUCUUACGUAUCCUUCCGCCGUGCAUGGUAACGCCGUUGCUACGGGCGCAGUUUUUCGCGCCACCAGCCGGAUGAAAUAUCAUCCGACUAUGACAGCUGAUUGCAUCACCAUUUCCGGUCUCUUGGUCAUCAUGGCGAUCAUCCUUGCCUUCACUGACUCAAUCUGUAAGUAUGUCUCCAAUCAUGCCACCUUCUCUUCUGACAUUUUGUUUUCCCUUAAUGCGCACCCUGGAGCUUCCGUAUAUGAUUUGACUUCUGACAUCUCUCGUCACCCUUUUGUUGAGCCUGACCUGGUGUUCUUGCAUGCGGGGACUAACUGUCUUCCCAUGCACCGUCCACUCAGCCGGACUCUUGAUGAUUUCAGUUACCUUAUUUCUGUUACCAAGUCUCGCUUCCCGUCAGCCUCUGUUGUCAUCUCUAGCAUCCUGCCUAGGUUUGACUCUGAGGUCUAUGACAGGAAGCGGUCUGAGUUAAACUCUCAGUUGCUUCGCCUAUGUUCUCGCCAGGGUGUGUUUUUCCUUGACAAUGGUAGCCGGGCUCGCCGGGCCAUGUUUUCUGUUGAUGGUUUGCAUUUGAGUAGAGCGGGGAACAUCAGCUAUGCCAAGUAUCUUUCUUUUUCUUUGAGCCACUACCUGCAGCUGCACCGUCGCAGCUGUCAGCAUCGCUUUACGUUGAUGGGUGAGGAGUGGCCUGGGUUGGGGACGGAUGGAGGAAGUGGGAAGAAGGACAAGGAGCAUCCAGGAGAGGAGCCGAAGUCAGGGGAGUACCAGGGACAGGUGGAGUGGGCUAGGGUAGUCCGACAGGGGGGACCUGUAGCUAGGCCGGCCCCAGGGAAGGUAGAGGGGGGUAGUGUGGGGAAGGGUCCUUCCCAGCCAAGGGGGGGACCGGUAGCUAGGGCGGCCCCAGGGAAGGUAGAGGGGGGUAGUGUGAGGAAGGGACCUUCCCAGCCAAGGGGGGGACCUGUAGCUAGACUGGCCCCAGGGAAGGUAGAGGUGGGUAGUGUGGGGAAGGGUCCUUCCCAGCCAAGGGGGGUACCUGUAGCUAGGGCGGCCCCAGGGAAGGUAGAGGGGGGUAGUGUGGGGAAGGGACCUUCCCAGCCCAGGGGGGGACCUGUACUCUUCAUCAACAACGAGUGGGUUGACUCCGUGAGCAAGAAAACCUUCCCAACGCUGAACCCCUCUACAGGGGAGGUCAUCUGUGAGGUGGCGGAGGGAGACAAGUUUUAA
This is a messenger RNA of Branchiostoma floridae (Florida lancelet), 1271 nucleotides long. RefSeq lists its product as uncharacterized. The transcript has 4 exons. Lineage: Eukaryota; Metazoa; Chordata; Leptocardii; Amphioxiformes; Branchiostomatidae. Bases 117 to 1271 code for a protein of 384 amino acids. The record is from RefSeq and is a predicted model, not a curated record. Gene Ontology annotation, molecular function: oxidoreductase activity.